UUUGUUUUUUUGUUGUUUAUGCUUAUUAAUUACAUUGUUUAGAUUAUUAAUAUCGAUUUUUGUUGUUGUUGUUAACAUGUUAAUCUUAAUCUUCAGAUGGUGAUUCUGCACUUAUACUAAAUCCCUCUUUCUAACUUUGCGUAACUUUGCUUUAGCUCAUGUUCCAGUGGCAAACAGCCAAUGGACGAUUAUUUAAUUCCACUUCUGGAGUAACUUGCACAGCACAGGUGCAAACCUGUUCCAGGUAAAUCAGGUUUUACAAAAUGCAUAUGGAAUCAAACAUCUCAGACCAAGAGUGCUGGUCUAGGGCCAGUUUCUGAGUGACGGUGCGCACUGGGAAAUGAAAGGUGAAAACUGAUCCCAGAUCAGUCCCUCGGAGGAGUUGGACGUUCACGAGCCAGAGUGCGUAAUUAGCAUAGCGUUCGCAUUUCACAGCGCGCUGCGUGUGUGUGCCUGCCAUGGGGGCAUUGGGCAUGCGCAGUGCCUUUUGUUUCUGGAUCCAACACGAGCUUCUUCCCCUCCCGCCUCCUCCCGGCCAACAUACCAUCACGUUGCGUCAGUCUCUGUCGGAAAAACCAGCUCCAUAGCAACCUCUUAGGAGCGCAAAGAAACCCCGCGGACGGAGCGGCGAGCCGAGGAGCAGCGAUCCAGCACCUGGCCGGCGCGCAACGGUUCCCGGCGCGGCUGCCCCGGAGAGCCUGCAGGGUCCGCUGGCGGCAUGGCAUACGCAGAGCCCGAGUUGCAGUGUAGGUGGCUGGCGCUGCACGACUCGGUGACCCUCGGCCCCUCAGAGAGGAGGACUCGCACGUCCUCCGCUGCCGCUGCCAGGAGCAGGCAGUGGAGGUUACACAGCUGCCGGAGGCCCCGGCACGCCCUGCUGGACGAGCGCAGGCUACACCGCGCCACCUGGGACGGCUGCCUGGAGCAGGUGAAGGCCCUGCUGGAGCAUGGCAUCCCUGUGAACUGCCAGGACCCUCAUGGCUGGACGGCCGUCCACCAUGCCGCUUUCUGUGGUCACCUGGCUCUGCUGCGGCUGUUGCUUGGCCCCGGCCAGGCGGAGGUGAACCGCCGGGAUUUCUUCGGCUGCACCCCCCUGCACCGGGCCUGCAUGGGGGGUGACGCAGACACCGCCGAAUACCUCCUCCACAAGGGGGCGUCGCACGAGGCACGCUCCGACUGCGGGCAGACGCCCCUCCACCUGGCAGCGGCCGGUGGGCACCUGGGCUCGGCACGGGUCCUGAUCCAACACCUGGCUGCCCCCGACCCCCGGGACUCGCACGGGUGGACGCCGCUGCACUGGGCGGUGUUUGGGGGGCGGGGUGACCUGGCUGAGCUCCUGCUGGACAACGGGGCGGAUGUGGAGGGGGCGGGCGCACUGGGGCCCAGCCCCCUGCAGCUGGCGGUGAUGGUGGGCGACGAGGCGGGCACGAGACUCCUGCUCCACCGCGGAGCCGACGCCAACCUCCCAGGCUGUGGUGGGAGAACGGCGCUGCACCUGUGCGCCCGCUCCGCGGCGAAGAAGAUCCUGCAGCACCUGCUGGCAGCUGGGGCAGCGGUGGGCGCGCGGGACGUGGACGGGGCCGCGCCGCUCCACCUGGCGGCCCGCGCUGGCUCCGGGGCCGUGGUGCACCUGCUGAUCCUGAGCGGAUCCGGCCUGGAGGACAGGGAUGGCCUGCAGAUGACGCCGCUGCACUACGCCGCCCUGCAGGACAACGGCGAGGCCGCCAAGCUGCUGCUGCACUACGGCGCGCAGGUGGACGCAGCCGAGCGCCUGGGACGGACACCGCUGCACCUGGCCGUGGAGAGGGGACACUGCAAGGUCCUGGGCAUUUUGCUGGAGAGUGGGGCAGACCCUUCAGUUAGGACCAAGUGGAGAGAGACUGCGGAGGAUGUGGCAAGGACACACGAGCAGCUCGCGUCGCUGGAGCUGCUCCAGCAGCACAGCGAGCGAGCCCGUACGGGAUAGGGUUUAGACUACUAAUAACCUGUUGUUUUGACAUUUACAUAUGAAUCCAACGGCCAUCGAGACUUGAAGACCCAGUUUUACUGAACUAAAAGGACUACUUUUGGAUUGAGACAUUUUUUAAACUAAUUACGCUUUGCUGUUUGGUAGCAUCAGUCCACGGCUACGUGCGGGUAUUGUGUACGCAUAGCGUGCGGUCCUUUGACGGCGCGCGCACCUUUUGAGCUGAGCUCACGGUCACGUUUCGGAGACGUACUCGCGGAGGGAUAUGUUCAGGCUCAGCGGUGAACGCUCAUACUCGAGUUUCUGGAAUCGACGUCAUUGAAACUUUGGCGUGACUGAAAAUGAUGGGAUUCAAUAUAUUUGUGUAUACAAACGUUACUGGUUAAUCAUUUAAAUUGAACAGCUAUUCGUUUAAAAAAAGAAUUAACGUUUAAAGGGUGAAUCGUGUUAUUUUUUUAGAGUAAUAUUGAUAGAGACACUAUUAAUGCUCAAUGUAUCCACUUAUGUAAUGUUGUAUUGAA
Molecule: messenger RNA, 2487 nt
Organism: Electrophorus electricus (electric eel)
Lineage: Eukaryota; Metazoa; Chordata; Actinopteri; Gymnotiformes; Gymnotidae
Gene: ankrd67
Product: ankyrin repeat domain 67
Cellular component (GO): nucleus
Molecular function (GO): protein binding
Source: RefSeq, a predicted model, not a curated record